Molecule: messenger RNA, 4541 nt
Organism: Daphnia carinata
Lineage: Eukaryota; Metazoa; Arthropoda; Branchiopoda; Diplostraca; Daphniidae
Gene: Blm
Product: recQ-like DNA helicase Blm
Exons: 20
Coding region: 64-3957 (1297 amino acids)
Biological process (GO): DNA replication; double-strand break repair via homologous recombination
Cellular component (GO): nucleus; chromosome; cytoplasm
Molecular function (GO): 3'-5' DNA helicase activity; four-way junction helicase activity; ATP binding
Source: RefSeq, a predicted model, not a curated record
CGUCUGAAGGGUGGACUUGGGAUUUCUGCCAAAUUGACAUAGAACAAGGGGAAUUCUAGCCAAAUGGAAAAAUUCCUUCUACCCCGUACCAAUAAACUUAAACUCAAUUCAAGUACAAAUAGUUGUCCACCAAAAGCUCCACAUCAAAAUUCUUCAAAAACAGAAAAAAACUAUCAAGAAGUAUUUACCAUUGCCUCAGAUGAAUGUAAUGACAAUUCUACCUCUAAUGAAACAAACCACUUGCCAUAUCAGAAAGAGCCCAGCUGUAAUAAUGAAAAAGGUUUAAUGAACAAAAAUGGCAAUGUUAGUGUAGGAAACCUUGAUGGAUCAUUUUGGGGAGACUUUGAUGAUACAGAGGAAGACAAUGUUACAGGUGAGUCAAAUGAUUUGGCAUACCAUAGAAUACUCUGUGCAUCUCCUGUACCAAAAUCAGCUAACACUGCAUCAUCCAAGGCUGGUGUGUUUCAGCCAAAGCCCAGUGAAGUUGAAAAUUCAAAAUCUCAGGGCAUCGGAUAUGGUGACUUCGACUAUGAAGACGAUAUAAAUAGCAGUUAUCAUAACGGUGAUUACAAAAAACAAAUAGGGCUAAAGCGUGAGGAGGAAUCUAAUAACUUAACAUCCAUAGAAGUGGCUGAAAACAAACUACGGAUUGUAUUGGAUGUGGAAGAUUGGUUUGCAGUUGCUAAAGAACAAGAACAUCCAGAAAGAUCUUCACAAUCUUUGGACUUGUUUAAAGGAGAGCUGGACACGAAAAUUGUCAAUCUCUUGGAUAGUUUGUACCCGCUUUCUGAAGAUUCCAUGUCAAAUGACAUAGCAGUUAGUCUCUUAAAUCAACUGAUCGAAUUUCGACGCAGCCUCCAAGGUUCUUCAGUUUCUUUGUCUAAUUUAAAACAAUCUGCUGCAAACCUUCAUCCCUCCUCGCAUCGUGCUAAAAAUAUCAAGUUAAAAGCUCAGACGAAAGCCCAAGUCAACAACGCGUCAAGAACAUCAUUUGAUCUCGAUGAUGUACAUGACGGCUUAGAGCCAACCGCAGACGGUACUCCAUUGAUUACAGCCUCUGUUGAACCUGCAAGAGCAGCCUUCAUCUACCGGACUCCCACAGCGAAAAUAUGUUCUAGUCGAUCAACUGCGAAUCCGUUGAAACCGAGUGAUGGCUCAAACAGCUAUGGCAACACCGGAAGCACAGCUGUCUCAAGUUCCUCCGCUGCAACUACUUUGCAAGCUACUUCCGAUAGGAUGAAGCCUGUUUUGAACGCAAAAUCCAGUACGAAUAGUGGCCGCGUCCCCUUAACCAUUCAACCAUCAGAUUUAAGCUUUCCUGAAAUUCAAGAACAAGACGAAUCUGGCGAGGAUGCAUUUGAUGUGAUCAUUGACGAUGUCGAUUUCUUGGCAGUGUCCUUGAGUUCUGGAGCUGAAACGUCGUCCACAUCUUCAAUACCAUUUAACACAAAUUCUACAACACCUGCGAAGAAUCGUUCAACAAAUGCAGUCCGUAAUAAUACGCCCGUGCCGCAUUGCACUCCAACCAUCACGAUACCAGAUGAUACGCCACCGAAAGAUUUCUCAUCCAUUCCGUCUAAUAAUUCCGGUCGUUUUCACGGCAAUGUGCAGAACGAUGGCACGUCAAAGGUGUUUGAUGGUUUUGGCUUUGAUCAUAGCGCUAGCCUAAAGAAAACGUUUCGCGAACGCUUUGGUUUACAAGAGUUUCGACCGAAUCAACUUCAAGCUAUCAACGCUAGUCUACUGGGACAUGAUUGUUUUAUAUUGAUGCCGACCGGUGGGGGAAAAUCGCUUUGUUAUCAGUUACCAGCACUUACUACUCCAGGAGUUACAGUUGUCAUCUCACCCCUUAAGUCACUUAUUUUCGACCAAGUCAACAAGCUUAAAUCACUAGAUAUUCCAUCGGAACAUUUAUCAGGAGACAUGCCAAAUGCUGCUCAAGAUGCCAUUUACGCGCGCUUAUCCAUGAGAAAUCCAGAUAUCAAGCUUCUCUAUAUAACACCCGAAAAGCUAAGUGCUAGUAUGAAGCUUCUCAGUGCCUUAAAUACUUUGAAUGCGAGGCAACUACUGGUGAGAUUUGUCGUCGACGAGGCGCAUUGCGUAUCCCAAUGGGGACAUGAUUUUAGACCUGAUUACAAGAAACUUAGUGUCUUGAAAGAAAAGUUUCCAAACGUUCCUACAAUGGCCUUGACUGCGACCGCUACGCCUCGUGUUCGCUUUGACAUUCUCCGCCAGCUUAAUAUGAAAAAUCCAAAAUGGUUUCUUUCCUCGUUCAAUCGGCCGAAUUUAAAAUACCGCGUGCUUCCGAAGAAAAUGAAAGCCGGCAUGAUAACAGAAAUAGCUGAACUCAUAACGCAGCGAUUUAAUAGGAAAAGUGGCAUAGUUUACUGCUUGUCAAGAAGAGAAUGUGAUGAAGUUGCACAAGCGCUUCAAGGUAGCCGAAUUAAAGCCAUUUCGUAUCAUGCUGGGUUGAGUGAUGAUGCGCGGUCAGAGGCUCAGCUUAAAUGGAUCAAUGGAACUGUGCAGGUUGUUUGUGCCACUAUAGCUUUUGGAAUGGGCAUUGACAAACCAGAUGUUCGCUUCGUUAUUCAUUAUUCCUUGCCAAAAUCCAUCGAAGGUUUCUAUCAAGAAUCUGGCAGAGCUGGCCGAGAUGGAGAAAUAUCUUACUGCUAUCUAUAUUAUGCCUACAGAGAUGUUCUUCGAAUGCGUCGUAUGAUCGAAAUGGAUCGAGAAAAUUUUGCUGCGCGACAAACUCAUAUCGAUAAUUUAUAUCGCAUGGUUGCAUUUUGCGAGAAUAAAACCGAUUGUAGACGUACUCUGCAGCUGUGUUACUUUGGUGAGCAUUUCGAUCGCCAGUUGUGCAAGUCCAAUCCAAGAUCGGUCUGUGAUAACUGUGAUAGUGAGGUGGAAUAUGUCCAAAUAGAUGUUACCGAAGAUUGCAAAGCCAUCGUAUCAGCCGUCGAUGCUUUAUGUGGUAAAACUGGAAAGUGGUCUAACAACUACACUCUUAAUCAUUUUGUGGACAUUUUCAAAGGAAGCGAAUCGAAAAAAAUUAUAGAAUUGGGUCACAACAAACAUAGUCUUCACGGACGCGGAAAAUCAUGGCAAAGGAAUGAUAUUGAACGACUAAUGCGGACAAUGGUGAUGCAACAUUACUUAGACGAAGAAUUGUUUAUAAGUAGAGAUGAGGUUGCGGUUGCUUACCUUCGCGUUGGCAGUAAAGCACCAGAUAAAGUUAAAUUUUCCAUCGCAAAGAAGGCUGGUGGCAGAGGUAAAGAGCAUCUAGCCAUUGCAGGCUCAUCGGCAGUUCAAAGUGAUCCGGAGCUGGAAAAUUUGGAAACUGAAUGCUAUGGCAAACUUCUUGAUUGUUGUAAAGUAAUGGCAGCCGAAGCUGGAGUCAACUACACUUCCAUCAUGAACCUCCAGGCACUCAAAGAAAUGUCCAGGCGCUUACCGGAAACUGAGGAAGAAAUGAUGGCUAUCCCACAUGUCACCAGAGCAAACUACGUAAAAUAUGGAGACAAACUUAAGGACAUUACAUGCAGUUACAGAGCUGUAAAAUCUGUUAUGAUGGAAGAAAGAAGUGGAAAUGCAAUAGACGAUGAUUUCACUGAUCUCAGCGAAUUCAUUCCUUCGAAUGAAAUUGAUCUUGAAGGCUCUGGCAGUUUAGCACAGCAAUCACCAUACUUCUCUGGCGGACGAAAGAGCAGUAGCGGAUUCAAACGCAAACGAGGAAGCUCAAAGGCAGGAGGUGGAAGCAAAUUGAAUAAAAAGGGUAAAUGGUUUACGAAAACGGACAGUAAAAGAAGUUCUUCGUCUGGCAACACAUCUGCCAGGCCUUCUUACAAGAAAUCCACUAACGGGACGCAAAAGCCCACAUCUUCUGCAAGCAGGGUGCAAAAUGUGCAAAACAUUCUUUUGGCUCCUCCGCGUUCUCGAACGGCAAAGAAAGAAUAACUUCGAUAGUUAUUUUUUCGAGUAUCUUUGUUGCAUUUUAGAAUUUUUUUUCCUUUCUUCUGUAUUUUGUAUUGCACUAUUUUUUAUUUCAGUCGUUUUUUUGUCGCCUUUACAAAACUUACUCAUUGCAGUGGUCAAAGCCAUACGCAAAGUCCAUCUUGUGCCCAAUAGAUGAUGCAUAGAUGUACAAACGUAAAAGUUAAACCCUAAACAAACGUACGUACGUUUUUUCUUCUGCUACAUGUGUAUAAUGGCUUGGUGAUCUGUGAUAAGUAAAAUAAAGACGUCAAUUGUUCUAUUCUGGAGAUAUUAAAUAUGCAAGUGUCUUAUCAUGCAGCUGUGUGAUCACUUUACACGGAGGCCACUUGAUCGCCCUGGAAAGUUGAUAGCUGCAAUCUCUUUAAUAUGCUGCUUGACAGUUUUUGUCAAUAUGAUAAAAAAUCGCUAUGCAGAGUCUUCGCGACAAGAUAGAUUUCGCACAUAUUUACAUGAAAUGAAUGCCUUACAGCCACGGAUAGAUCACAUAGAACAACAUCUAUACAGGGACCUUGAUGAAAUGAGGAGGUUGCAUGGGCUAUUAGUAA